GGUGUAUAAAACACCAGCGGAUCCGCCGAGGAGUCAGUGAAGCGCGGAGAGAAGCGUGGAGAUACACCAGCGAGUCAACAGCCGCCCACCGAGGAGCCUCGUCCGGACAACUGCACUGACUUCAUGUGUACAGCAAUGGUACAGCGCUGCGGCCCGCAGCUCCUUCUUCUGUUAGCCCUGUGCAGCGUGACUCUGAGUCUGCCCUACACGUCCAUGAGACCCACCAGACACGCAGACGGACUCUUCACCAGCGGGUACAGCAAGCUCCUGGGGCAGCUGUCAGCACGGAGAUACUUGGAGUCACUGAUUGGGAAGCGAGUCAGUGACGAGCUGAUGGAGGAGCCGGUGAAGCGACACUCAGACGCCAUUUUCACAGACAACUACAGCCGCUUCCGCAAACAGAUGGCCGUCAAGAAAUACCUGAACUCAGUGCUAACAGGGAAGAGAAGCCUAGAAGAUCCUGGUGCCAGUGAGGCAGAGGAGUCGAGAGACGAGCCCAACGCCUUUCAGGAGAGCUACGAUGACAUCACCGUGGACCAUCUCCUGAACAACUUUCAGCUGCCACUUUGAGGCGCCAGAAGAAAGAAGCCUCCACUCAUCUCCACUGAACCAUCCAUCCCUGAACAUCCCAAACAAAAUCAGUGUAUGAUUCCAUUUCUCCUGCCGCCGAUGACGCCAGCAGCGCCACGGAGCGCUCCGCCUGAGUCCGGCUCUGAUCAUCGGCUUCAUGGACGCUUGUGCCCAGUGCGCUUCACAUUAGGUGACCCAGAUGUUUGGCUGCUCAGAGCUGAAGGUCGCCCUGCGCCCGCUCUGGAACCUUCUCAAGUGACUCUACACUCCACGUAAUGCAUGCAGCCUCUGCUCUCCUGCCAGCCGGGGGAGAGCCAGUCUGAGUGAGGAGAGAGGGUUCCAUUCCACUCCUCCACCUGU
Messenger RNA from Synchiropus splendidus (mandarinfish), 930 nucleotides. RefSeq names its product vasoactive intestinal peptide (gene vip). The transcript has 6 exons. Gene Ontology annotation, cellular component: extracellular region; neuron projection; perikaryon. Bases 124 to 570 code for a protein of 148 amino acids. NCBI's taxonomy places the organism in Eukaryota, Metazoa, Chordata, Actinopteri, Syngnathiformes, Callionymidae. Gene Ontology annotation, biological process: positive regulation of endothelial cell proliferation; adenylate cyclase-activating G protein-coupled receptor signaling pathway; negative regulation of smooth muscle cell proliferation. The record is from RefSeq and is a predicted model, not a curated record. Gene Ontology annotation, molecular function: peptide hormone receptor binding; neuropeptide hormone activity.